This is a messenger RNA of Lontra canadensis (Northern American river otter), 2206 nucleotides long. It is a transcript of the gene AMZ1, whose product is annotated as archaelysin family metallopeptidase 1. Gene Ontology annotation, biological process: proteolysis. Bases 136 to 1641 code for a protein of 501 amino acids. NCBI's taxonomy places the organism in Eukaryota, Metazoa, Chordata, Mammalia, Carnivora, Mustelidae. Gene Ontology annotation, molecular function: metallopeptidase activity. The record is from RefSeq and is a predicted model, not a curated record. The transcript has 6 exons.
CUGGCCUAGCAUCUGUCGGAGGGGAGCUUUCGGCGGUUUCCAUCGGCCUGCAGGAAGGUUCUGGAAGAGCUGGUGGCCAUCCCCGAGGGUGUCCAUGGGCCACAGCAGGGGCUGCCCGGAGAGGCCAGGCCCGCCAUGCUGCAGUGCAGGCCGGCCCAGGAGUUCAGCUUCGGCCCUCGGGCCCUGAAGGAGGCGCUGGUGUCCACUGACCCCACCUUGCAGCAGCGCUACGUGGCCACCUUCACCCCUGCCGAGAGGCUCUUCCUGGCCGAGGCCUACAACCCCCAGAGGACGCUCUUCUGCUCCCUGCUCAUCCGCUCCGCCUUCGACUGGCUCCUCAGCCGCCCUGAGGCCCCUGAGGACUUCCAGACCUUCCAUGCCUCCCUGCCGGCCCGGAGGCCGGGCCAGGCCCGCAAGCACAUCUACUUACAGCCCAUAGAUCUGAGCGAGGGUCCGGCGGGCAGUGGUUUGCUGGAGCACCUGAGGAACUGCGCGGAGGCCUUCUUCUUGGGCUUGCAGGUCCGCUGCCUGCCCUCGGUGGCGGCCGCGUCCCUUCACUGCUGCUCGCGUCCCAGCCAGGACUCGGACAGGCUCCAGCUGCACACAGACGGCAUCCUGUCUUUCCUGAAGAACAGCAAGCCGGGGGACGCGCUGUGCGUGCUGGGCCUCACGCUGUCCGACCUGUACCCUUGCGAGGCCUGGAGCUUCACUUUCGGCAAGUUCCUUCCAGGCCACGAGGUAGGCGUCUGCAGCUUUGCCCGGUUCUUGGGGGAUCUCUUGCCAUCGGGACCCCGCGCCUCUAAUCCAGCCUUGGUGGAGGUGGCCACAGACGACCCUGUGACUCCCGGGCAGGACGGAGGUCCAACUGUGUGCUUCAGUGCCCUGGGGAUGGUCCAGUGCUGCAAGGUCACGUGUCAUGAGCUCUGCCAUCUCCUGGGGCUGGGGAACUGCCGCUGGCUGCACUGCCUCAUGCAGGGGGCGCUCAGCCUGGACGAGGCCCUGCGGCGGCCCCUGGACCUCUGUCCCAUCUGUCUGCGGAAGCUGCAGCACGUCCUCGGCUUCAGGCUCGUCGACAGGUACAAGAGACUUUACGCCUGGACUCAAGCGGGGACGCGGACUCGGCCCAGCCAGGAUGCGGGGGCGGCGUCCGCUGCGGACACCCUGCCGGGCAGCACAGACUCGGGUCUGAGCUGCGGGAGCGCGUCGGAGCCGGGCAGCAGCCUGUCAGAGCCCCUAACCCCUGACGCGGGGAGCCACAGCUUCUCCGUGGGGCUGGAGCUGGAGCACGAGGAGGGGCUGGGCUCGCUGGCCAUCCCUGAGAGCCCGCCACAGCUUGGACCCCCGUGCGAGGCCAUCGAGGAGCACGGGCAGUGGCUGGCGCUGUGUAUCCAGGCCCUGGAGCGGGAGGUGACAGAGGAGGAGCUGGCGCAGGUGGACGGGGCUGUGGAUGCCUUGGCCGGGUGGGGGAUGUUUACGGGGCAGCUCCCCGCACCCCGGCCCGGCCUGCCCUGCAGACGCGACGGCCCGGGGCUGCGCAGGGUCCUGGGGGGCACGCUCUCCUCCCUGCGGAGGAAGCUGAGCACGCGCAGACUGGCCAGGGCGGGAUCGUCUCCCUGUCGCUGGAGCACGGAGGAGAAUUAACCCGGAAGCCCAACCGUCUUUCGCCGUGCACCCCCAGGAUCAGCAGCAGUCCUGGGUCCUGUCCCCAGGGUCCCAGCAGAGAGUCUUCAGGCCCAGCCUGGACGGCACUGGGGGCUCUGGGCCUCCCUCGCCCACCCCACUGGAGCAGAGGCUGCCCGGGGCAGAAGCCAGGCUGCAUGCCCGGGGGAAGUGAGGGGCUUAUGGUGUGGCCGACCCCAUGUGGGCAGGGCUGGCCCAGCCUUCUGAGCCUCAGGCUGCACGCGGUGCCUGCAGAGGCUGCCGGGCAGGGUCGCGGUGACCGAGGCCUUCCGUGUCCCUGACCUGGUCACCUGUCGUCCCCUGCAGUGGUGAGAGCAGUGUGGGCUAUGGACAAGGGGUGCCGCUGGGGUCUCAGGUCCUGGCAUUUACGGGGUCGUCACGGACUCCUAGGACUCCUUUUCAUGCAGGCUGGGCCGAGGCGGCCAGCUUAUCUGGGGUGUCUGUGUCCCUUUGCUUCUGUCACACGUUUCCUGAGCUGAAGCUUGGGCGUGCACAGGCGUCUGCCAGCUCCAUCCUAGUUCUGUGU